Cherax quadricarinatus is the source of this 2136-nucleotide messenger RNA. The record is from RefSeq and is a predicted model, not a curated record. Lineage: Eukaryota; Metazoa; Arthropoda; Malacostraca; Decapoda; Parastacidae.
UUGAGUUCCCAGUGUGUGUUAGUGGGGUAGGAAGGUACUGGCCUGCGCUGCCCGCAGUUGUGCUAAAUCCGUCUAAGGUGUCUAUAAUUUAGCCAAAGACAAUUCUUUUGCUGCAUAUCCUAUAGUUUUUGUAAUCUGGAAGUAGGGAAAAGCAGCGCUAAAUUCGGGAAGUGUGUCAUUGACAAGUGAUUCCAAGAGCAAGUGUAGUCAGAGUUGGUGAAGAUGCCAGUGAACGGGAAGGCUGGUUCACCAGAGCCAGAGUACAAGCUGGUCCGUCACGCUAGGUUCAGAACCUCGGACUCCACCCUGGGCAUGAAGCAUGAACCGCUCUCCUCACAGGACCAAGUGCUCGCUCGCCUCGAUGCUCUCUUUAAUGACAUCAAGGCCAGGCAGGAGGAAGGUUACACCAGGAGACAUAGUUACAUUGAUUCAUCCAACUGUGUCCAGCACAAGAAGGGUGCCAGCGGGGAGAGGCGUGGCAGUAUUGGAGAGAGGAGAGGUAGUCUUGGAGAUAAGAGAGGCAGUGUUGGGGAUAAGAGAGGCAGUGUUGGUGAUAAGAGAAGCAGUGUUGGUGAUAAGAGAGGCAGUGUUGGGGAGAGGACGAGUGUUGGAGUUAGCAAUAUGGGAGAGAGGCGGGGUAGCACAAGCAACAUUGCUGACCGUCGUACUAGCCUCAGUUCGGCUACUGACCGGCGGGGAAGUGUCAACAGUCUAUUGGACCGUCGUAACAACGUUACUGGCGGCAGCAAUGGCAUGGCGGAGCGUCGCAAGAGCGCGACAUUCGGAGAGCGUCGUAGCAGCGGGACUACGUCAGGUCCCCGUAAGAGCAGCAUCAAUAAUGGCUCCGUGAACGGAAGCGCUGAGCGGUGGGCCGGUGAUCGUCGCUAUAGUUUUAACAGCGAUCACGAAACAACGACCGCAAUGUUCCGUCUACACCCUCGCGUCUCUCCACGUGCCUCUCCCCGUCGUGAGCUGGAGUCUCCUAGGGCGUCUCCCAGGCGAGACCUGGGCCCUACCUCCACACCUGUCAAGAAUCCUGCCACCAGCACUGCACAGGAGGGGCGCAAAUUGUCUCGAGAGAACGAGGACAUUCCUCCCGAUCCAGCAGAGGUUAAGAGCGGCUUUCGACGCGACUCCUUGGACGUUGAGGCUCUGUUGGGGUCGCGGCGACUUUCACUGUACGACACCAGCAUACAGGAGGAGGACGAGGAGCCUUCUACUACCACAAGAGUCACACCCCCACGCUUCUCACCCUCUCCCAGGGCUUCACCUCCACGAUCAUCACCCUCACGAACCACGCCUCCCAGGAGCUUCUCACGAACCACACCCCCCAGGAUAUCCCCCUCACGAUCUACGCCAACACGUUCCUCCCUCGUACGAAUGAACAACAGCAUGGCAUACUCCACUGCGCCUGGCACUAGUCCUCUUGACGACCUCUUCCUCACUCUCAAUGUUAACAGUGAAGAAUAUCGACAACGUAAGGUAAGACAACAGUUGCUGGUGGACGAGCGAGUGAGGCGCCGACCCACCUGGUUGACCAUCAAGUUAACCAUCAAAUUGACCAUCAAGUUGACCAUCAAGUUAACCAUCAAGUUGACCAUCAAAUUGACCAUCAAGUUGACCAUCAAGUUGACCAUCAAAUUGACCAUCAAGUUAACCAUCAAGUUAACCAUCAAGUUGACCAUCAAAUUGACCAUCAAAUUGACCAUCAAGUUGACCAUCAAGUUAACUAUCAAGUUGACCAUCAAAUUGACCAUCAAGUUGACCAUCAAGUUAACCAUCAAGUUGACCAUCAAAUUGACCAUCAAGUUGACCAUCAAGUUAACUAUCAAGUUGACCAUCAAAUUGACCAUCAAGUUGACCAUCAAGUUAACCAUCAAGUUAACUAUCAAGUUGACCAUCAAAUUGACCAUCAAGUUGACCAUCAAGUUGACCAUCAAGUUAACCAUCAAGUUAACCAUCAAGUUAACCAUCAAGUUGACCAUCAAAUUGACCAUCAAGUUGACCAUCAAGUUAACUAUCAAGUUAACUAUCAAGUUAACCAUCAAGCGACGUGAAACUAAUGAGAAGAAUACAGGUGGACCAAGACCAGGAAAUGUUACAAAUGGAUUUGGAGAAGCUGCAGGUCUGGUCUGA